This is a messenger RNA of Penaeus vannamei (Pacific white shrimp), 2724 nucleotides long. The record is from RefSeq and is a predicted model, not a curated record. NCBI's taxonomy places the organism in Eukaryota, Metazoa, Arthropoda, Malacostraca, Decapoda, Penaeidae.
AUGCAGAAAUACUUCAAGUUCGUCUGUCGUCCGAUUCCCUGCGUGCUUUUUCCUUGCACGUGCUCAGAGAUCCACUUCAAAAAUACUUUCAAGUUCUGCCUGUGUCCGAUUCCCUGCGCUGCUUUCCUUCAUGCAGAAAUACUUCAAGGUUCUGCCUGUGUCCGAUUCCCUUGCGUGCUUUCCUCAUUGCAGAAAUACUUCCAAGUUCUGCCUGUGUCCGAUUCCCUGCGUGCUUUCCUCAUGCAGAAAUACUUCAAGUUCUGUCUGUGUCCGAUUCCCUGCCUCGCAUAUUCCCAUAACUCCAGAAGCUGGCACCGGACCGGCCUUUCCGUGCCAGUAUGCGUCCAGUGCCCCCAUUCGUUAGAGCAGGUAUCCAGUUCCCAGCAGGUGCCAAUACCCUUUGAUUUUCACUCUCGGUCGAUAGGCAGACCGACUCCCAAGCAAAGACCGACUCCCAAGCAAAGACCGACUCCCAAGCAAAGACCGACUCAGACUCCCAAGCAAGACCGACUCCCAAGCAAAGACCGACUCCCAAGCAAAGACCGAACUCCCAAGCAAUCUCCCAAGCAAAGACCGACUCCCAAGCAAAGACCGACUCCCAAGCAAAGCCGACUUCCCAAGCAAAGACCGACUCCCAAGCAAAGACGACUAAGCACCGACUCCAAGCAAAGACCGACUGACUCCCAAGCUGACCGACUCGACUACCGACUCCCAAGCAAAGACGACUCCCAAGCGAGGCGACCGACUCCCAAGCAAGACCGACACCAAAGCAAAAGACCGACUGACUCCCAAGCAAAGGCCGACUCCAAGCAAAGACCGACUCCCAAGCAAAGAGACUCCAAGCAAAGGCCGACUCCAAAACAAAGACCGACUCCCAAGCAAAGACCGACUCCCAAGCAAAGACCGACACCAAAGCAAAGACCGACUCCCAAGCAAAGACCGACUCCCAAGCAAAGACCGACUCCCAAGCUCCCAAGCAAAAGACCGACUCACAAGCAAAGACCGACUCCCAAGCAAAAACAAGCAAAACGCAAGCGACCGACUCCCAAGCAAAGACCGACUCCCCAACCGACUCCCAAGCAAAGACCGACUCCCAAGCAAAGGCCGACUCCAAGCAAAACCGAACAAAGACCGACUCCAAGCAAAGGACCGACUCCAAGCAAAGACCGACUCCAAGCAAAGACCGACUCCCAAGCAAAGACCGACUCCCAAGCAAAGAAGAGCCGACUCCCAAGCAAAGACCGACUCACAAGCAAAGACCGACUCCCAAGCAAAGACCGACUCCCAAGCAAAGACCGAACCAAAGCAAAAGACCGACCCAAGCAAAUACCGACUCCCAAGCAAAAGACUCCCAAGCAAAGACCGACUCCCAAGCAAACCGACUUCAAAAGACCGACUCCAAGACCGACUCCCAAGCAAAGACCCAAGCAAACCGACUCCCGCCGAAAAAGACCGACUCACAAGCAAAGACCGACUCCCAAGCAAAGACCGACUCUCACAAGCAAAGACCGACUCCAAGCAAAGACCGACUCCAAAGCAAAGACCGCAAGCAAAGACCGACUCCCAAGCAAAGACCGACUCCAAGCAAAGACCGACUCCCAAGCAAGACCGACUCCCAAGCAAACCGACUCCAAGCAAAGACCGACUCCCAAGCAAAGACCGCAAGCAAAGACCGACUCCCAAGCAAAGACCGACUCCCAAGCAAGACCGACUCCCAAGCAAAGACCGACUAAAGACCGACUCACAAGCAAAGACCGACUCCCAAGCAAAGGGACUCCCAAGCAAAGACCACUCCAAGCAAAGACCGACUCACAAGCAAAGACCGACUCACAAGCAAAGACCGACUCACAAGCAAAGACCGACUCACAAGCAAAGACCGACUCCCAAGCAAAGACCGACUCCAAGCAAAAGACCGACUCCCAAGCAAAAGACUCCCAGCAAGACCGACUCCCAAGCAAAGACCGACUCCCAAGCAAAGACCGACUCCCAAGCAAAGACCGACUCCCAAGCAAAGGCCGACUCAAAGCAAGCAAACCGACUCCCAAGCAAAGACCGACACCAAGCAAAGACGACUCCCAAGCAAAGACCGACUCCCAAGCAAAGACGACUCCAAGCAAAGACCGACUCCGACUCCAACAAAGACCGACUCCCAAGCAAAGGACCGACUCCAAGCAAAGCCGACUAAGCAAAGACCGACUCCCAAGCAAAGACCGAGCCGACUUCGACUCACAAGCAAAGACCGACUCCAAGCAAACCGACCCCCAAGCAAACCGAAAGAGACCGACUCACAAGCAAAGACCGACUCCCAAGCAAAGACCGACUCCCAAGACCGACUCCCAAGCAGUGACUUCCCAAGCAAAGACCGACUCCCAAGCAAAGACCGACUCCAAGCAAAGACCGACAAGCAAAGACCGACUCUCCAAGCAAAGACCGACUCCCAAGCAAAGACCGACUCCGCCAAGCAACCGACUCCCAAGCAAGACCGACUCCCAAGCAAAGACCGACUCCCAAGCAAGACCGACUCCCAAGCAAACGACUCCAAGCAAACCGAAAGCCCGACUCCCAAGCAAAGACUCUCCAAGCAAAGACCGACUCCAAGCAAAGACCGACCCAAGCGACCGACUCCCAAGCAAGCACGUCCGACAAAUCACGAUGGAUUUCACCCGACAAUCCCAUCAGCUGUUCAGCCAAGGACGCAAGCGAUCAUCUCCUUCCAAGAAGUAA